AUGAAGUUUGAGAUUGUGAUAUUUAUGGUUGUAUUUCCUGGAUAUCUUCAAGCGGAAAGUAAUUUUGUGUAUAGAAGCAACUAUAAGAGAUUUAAUGAAGCUGUAGAAGAUUGUAAUAAUCGAGGUUUAGAAUUAUUAACAUUGUCAACAUAUCGUCAGUAUCUAGAUGCUCAGGAGAAUUUCGAUACCAGUUCAGUAACUUCACAGUCAGAUGGAUGUUGUCUAGACAUACUGUAUGUUCAUCUAAGGAAGCCAUCAUUUGAAUGGGGAGCCUUGGUGGCUCAUGAAAUUAAUGAAGAUUCGUGGUUGGCAUUAGAAUGGAAUUCAACUAUCGGCAACUAUCAGUGGUUAAAUGGACGAGUUCUAACAGAGUUGAGAUGGGGAACAGGAGAACCGAGUAACUAUACUGUAGCUGAUUGUGGUGUGAUGAAUGUAUCUUCUAGACUCUGGUAUACUCUACCCUGUACAGACAGUAGAUAUUAUCUAUGUGUUGGAUCAGAUAGAAGUACUACCAGUGUUGAUUUCUACACAGCAGUUCUCAAUUGUCAAUCUGAAGGCAGACGACUUCCGGUAGCCAUUACUAAUCUCGAUACAAACUGGUUGAAUGAUAACACUGAAUCUAUGACGCAUGAUAUCUGGCUUGGUUUGAUAGAAUAUGAUGAUUACUAUAGAUGGGUAACAGGAGAACACCUUACACCACCUUACCACUGGAAAGACAGUUACCGAUAUAUUAGAGUCCACUACCAUUAUAGUGGAAGUGAUAGUAGAUAUUUUCACUGUUAUGAUACACAAACAAGACAAUAUGUCUGUCAACCCAAACCUACAGACCCUGCAGUUGUGGUCCGUAGUUCAGAUAAGUUUGUGUUCGUGUCCAACAAUGCUAUGGUAUUGGGUUUCAUCAGAAAAACUACAACCAUCAACUCUUUAAGAAGAUUUCAGUGUGCUCUAGAGUGUUUACAAGAUACUGGUUGUAUACAGUAUACUAUUCAAGGUUAUCUGUGUAGAACAUUUGGUGAAAGUCUGGUCAUCACCGACUAUAGUCGAGGACACAUGUUGUGGCAAAAAAAAGUUAUAUCUUAA
Molecule: messenger RNA, 1080 nt
Organism: Lottia gigantea (owl limpet)
Lineage: Eukaryota; Metazoa; Mollusca; Gastropoda; Lottiidae
Exons: 7
Coding region: 1-1080 (359 amino acids)
Source: RefSeq, a predicted model, not a curated record